Spodoptera litura is the source of this 2956-nucleotide messenger RNA. RefSeq names its product ribonuclease Oy-like. Gene Ontology annotation, biological process: RNA catabolic process. Gene Ontology annotation, molecular function: RNA binding; ribonuclease T2 activity. The record is from RefSeq and is a predicted model, not a curated record. NCBI's taxonomy places the organism in Eukaryota, Metazoa, Arthropoda, Insecta, Lepidoptera, Noctuidae. Gene Ontology annotation, cellular component: extracellular region.
ACAGUUUAUGAAAGAUGUUAUAUUUUGAUAGUUGAUGUGUACGUGAAGAAAUGAGAAAAUAAAAUAUUAUUUUGUGCUUAUUUAACAACUUCACAUAGUGAUUUGAGGUUCAAAUAGAAAAAGGACACAUUUAUUCACUAUAUAAAAAUGUCUAAACUAAUUUCGGUGCUGGUAUUAUAUCUGUGCUUUGAUUUGGCUCAUCAGUAUCGAAGCUAUACCAGGACUCAUGCUGAAAAAGAGUGGGAUUUUCUAAUAUUCACUCAACAAUGGCCUAGCUCCAUGUGUAAAGUCUGGACACACAAUAAGCCAAAUCACCACUGCGUUUACCCUAAAAAAGCUGAUUCAUGGACUGUUCAUGGCAUUUGGCCUACUAAGGCUGGAACAAAAGGACCGUUUAAUUGUAACACAACUUGGCUUUUUGAUCCGGAGCAGGUGAGGCCUAUUGAAAGUGAAUUGGAGCAGGCCUGGACGAAUAUUGAAAAAGAAACAUCACUCUACAAUUUAUGGGCCCAUGAAUGGAACAAACAUGGUACUUGUGCGGCUAUGAUAGAACCGUUGAACACGCAACUGAAAUAUUUCAGCAAAGGCAUUGAUUUCCUCAACCAAUACCAUAUGAAUGAUAUCCUCACUAGUGCCAACAUCGUACCGUCGGAUACAAAUCCAGUAAAAGCUGAAGAUGUAAGUGCCACUGUUGUUUCCAAGAUUGGUGUACGGCCAUUCAUUGCGUGUGAGUUCGAAGACGGAGUGCAGUAUUUAAUAGAGCUCCGAAUUUGCUUCGACAAACAACUGAACCUUAAAGAGUGUGAGGGUGAGCAUGAAGUUAACGGUGUGUUGACCAACUGUAAUAUUGCAAAAAAUAUUAUUUAUCCCACUGCGUUACCUCCUGCCAAUCUGCAGAUAGUUCAAUUGCAUAAGUUUGUUAACUGGUUGCAAUGGUUUACUUUGUAAUUUUAGUUUUUUGAUAGUUAUGAGUACUAUGCCUUGUAUAGAGCAAUCUCCAUUUGAUUAAAAGGCAUAAUGUCACCUUGUAGAGAUUUGAAGACUUCAUGUCAUUAUUUUAAUUUUGUUCAUUCUUCUGCUUGAUAAGUUAUACAUUGCCUACAAACUGUUACAUAAAUAGUAUAUUUUUUAAACUUUUUUACUGGAUGUUUCUCAAAUCAUCGUAACUGUAAAUCUCAACAUGAUAUUAGAAACUGAUUGCUUUAUAAUUUUAUUUUGUAUAUAACAGUUAUCAGCUUGGCAAUGCUACUUAAUAUGGCAACAUUUUAUAACAGUGUUGUUUGUAAAUGUAAAUGUUGCCAAUUAUAAUAAAAUUAUACUAAAAUCUUGACUGUGUAUGAUCAAAAUUCUAUUCGUUUUUACUCUAUUAUUGUGCCAAAUUUUUCAUUUUUAUAUUUAAAAUAUCAAAUGGAAUGUAGGUUUCAUGUAAAUAUGUUUUGUGUAAAACGCUAUGGGAACCCUUACGCAACCAAUCUUAGAAAGCUUGAAUCAUUGCAGAAUGGGUAACAUCAAGUAGAUAGAUCAUACCAGUCUAAAGGUUAAUUUUAUAGUUAAUUGAAGAUUAUUUUGAUACUUUUAUUUUAACUCUGAGGUGGUACAAAUUUCUAGCUAUUUUCUUAUUUUUUAUAUGUAAAACAUUGGUUCCAAGUUAGUCUUAUUUGAUUGUUAUCAUAAUUAUAUUGAUUUAAUAAUUUGGAACCUUUGUAGAAUGAUAUUAAGAUUUCUUUUUAGUUUUUUUCUAUUAAUUUAAUUAUGAGAUUCUAAUUUUGUGUACUUAAAUACAGUGCAAUUAUUAAAUAAAUGUCACUAUCUGGGCGCGGAGUAGACUUGUGAUUUUUGAACGAAUUAAAAUUGUAUAUCACAAUCGGACUCCCACAUUUAUCAUUAAAACAAUACCGAUAUCCAUUGGUCAUCCGCUGGGCUUAUUUUGUUAACUCCUGUACAAAGCGGAGGCGGGCUGUUAGUCAACUGAUAAAAAUCGUCAGUGGCGCUGCAGUCGCUUAUGGCAACCCUCUAUCAAAAGAAGCAUGUCUACUUUUUACCCAAAUAAGUUUUUAAUAUAAUUUAUUCAAUUUAUUUUAUCGUUAAGUUCUUUUCCCAUUUUCAUUGGCGGAAGUUAACACAUGGCCAAUGUAGUUUAUAUUAUGAUAAUAUUAUAAUUAAUUAUAAAUAUUAUUUUGGGUUUUUGAAUACAUGUAUAUAUUUUUAUUUCAACUAUAUCGUCUUUCUUUUUCUUAAAUACUACCAAGAGCAGUGCCUUUAUAGUUGAAUCAGUGCCUUAUUCAAUCACCUCAAGUACAGAAGUUGAUUUUCUGUCUUGCAAAAUGUGGAGAAACUGUUGGUUAAGCUAAUUGCAAAUUAAUAAGUAAGUAAUUGGUAAGCCAUUGCGACGCAUAAGAACGCCCUAAAGAAUGUAAUUAUUUUCUUUCUUAUAAUACAUACUAGAAUGAAUGUCGACUGUUUACUAAAUCUAUUGUUUAUGCAAAGAUAUAGCUAAAAUAAUCAUAAUAUUCUACUGAUAGUGAAUAAGUAGGUUUAUAUAACACAUAUGUAUUAAAAUAGCAUAAUAUUUUUCUAUGAAUUGUACAAAUUAAUAAAAAUAUUGUAUACAUACUUACUUAAAAUUUUUAAAUGUUAUUUGGGGUAAUAAAUGUGUAUAUUUUUUAUGUAAUUGUUGAUAGAAAUAAAAAAUGAGCUUUCGUUUUAGUUCUUGUUAAACGGCGCCACUGUCGUUUACGGGCGACCUAGUGCAAAGUGGACGGUCAAAAUAGCAUCUCUAUCUAGAGAUAAUCAACUAUAAAAAAUACUUCCUGUCUUUUUUUUUUGGUAAUGAACCUCACAGAUAUUUUGGUUUGCCUUGCUCUCUGAAUGAAUAUUAGCAAAGCAAAUAUAAUUUUAACUUCAUUGUAUUUUUGUAUUGAUAAAUACUUGAUAUUAUGUUUGUGUAUUAAAAUGU